UCUCGCCGGAUGGGUGCUGUUUCCAUCCUAAUCAUAACCCUAAACGUAAGAUUUCGCGAGAGUUUGUCAGUCGCUGUAUCACUUUGCUUCUUCUAGCCUUAAACCUCUGGUGGAAGUCACUACGGUACUCAGAGUAGGUCAAUUAUUACCAUUAAUCAAACGCUUUUCACAACAUCUCUAGUUUAGCCGUUUAUAGCCAUAUCUGACAGUCCGUACGAAGGCAAACGUGUGCAGCAUUACGGACUAAAACAGCGUAAUUAAACAUGGGAUGUCUGACAGAUCUUCAUGAUCAACAGAAGAUCUUCUGAGAGAAGGAGAAGAACCAUUUUUUUAUCUUAUCAACUGCAAACUGAAGUAUGUCUUUAAAACCUUUAACAACCUUUAACAAAAAAAGAGGAGGGUAACACUUCUCCAAAAUGAGUGACCGUGAGGGGAUACAGGAGGGGGACAAAGAGGAUGAUGCUUAUCAGAGCCAGAUGAAUAGAGGAGCAUCUCCAGAACCCAGCUGUGUGUCAAUAAAGAGCGAGCAGUCCAUCAAAGACUUUCCUUCUGCAUUCAGCAAUGACCCCAGCAGGAAAAUACCCAGAGGAGCAUCUUCAGAACCCAGCUGUGUGUCAAUAAAGAGCGAGCAGUCCAUCAAAGACUUUCCUUCUGCAUUCAGCAAUGACCCCAGCAGGAAAAUACCCAGAGGAGCAUCUCCAGAACCCAGCUGUGUGUCAUUAAAGAGCGAGCAGUCCAUCAAAGACUUUCCUUCUGCAUUCAGCAAUGACCCCAGCAGGAAAAUACCCAGAGGAGCAUCUUCAGAACCCAGCUGUGUGUCAUUAAAGAGCGAGCAGUGCAUCAAAGACUUUCCUUCUGCAUUCAGCAAUGACCCCAGCAGGAAAAUACCCAGAGGAGCAUCUUCAGAACCCAGCUGUGUGUCAUUAAAGAGCGAGCAGUCCAUCAAAGACUUUCCUUCUGCAUUCAGCAAUGACCCCAGCAGGAAAAUACCCAGAGGAGCAUCUUCAGAACCCAGCUGUGUGUCAAUAAAGAGCGAGCAGUCCAUCAAAGACUUUCCUUCUGCAUUCAGCAAUGACCCCAGGAAAAUACCCAGAGGAGCAUCUCCAGAACCCAGCUGUGUGUCAAUAAAGAGCGAGCAGUCCAUCAAAGACUUUCCUUCUGCAUUCAGCAAUGACCCCAGCAGGAAAUUACCUACAAGAGCAUGUGCAGAACCCAGCUGUGUGUCAAUCAAGAGCGAACAUUCCAUCAAAGACUUUCCUUCUGCAUUUAGCGAUGGAACCGUGACUUCUGACCCCAGUGUCAUCAGCAGGAAAAGACCCAGAGGAGCAUCUCCAGAACCCAGCUAUGUGUCAAUGAAGAGCAACAGAUCUAUAAAGCAACCCCCCGAACUCACUGAUGAACCCAGCAGUCUGAAGAUGCUUUCCAGACAAAACAGUACUUACCCCUACUGUCAGACCCAGAACAAGACAGAAUCAGACUUGCUGGACGAGACUAAAGAACUGCAGAGAGUGAAAGACAUACACAAAACCAGCAUGAAGAACAAGUAUGAGAGUUUAUUUGAGGGAAUCAAAAUACAAGAGAAUCAAACCCUCCUUAAAAGCAUUUACACACAGCUGUACAUCAUAGAGGGAGAGAGUGAAGGAGUGAAUGAAGAACAUGAGGUUUUGCACAUGGAGAAAAAGCCCCGGGCACAACACUUACAGGACACUCCAAUCUACUGCAAUGACAUCUUUAAAGUCUUACCUGAAGCACAAUAUCAAGGAGAGAAAAUCAAGAGUGUUCUUACUAAAGGCAUCGCUGGAAUUGGAAAAACAGUCUCUGUGCAAAAGUUCAUUCUGGAUUGGGCCGAGGGAACGGCCAAUCGGGAUGUAGAUUUCUUGUUUGUGCUUCCGUUUCGAGAGCUCAACUUGAUCCAACAAGAUCGCUACAGUCUUCACAAACUUCUGCUGGACUUUCAUCCUGAACUUCAAGAUCUGAACUCAAAGAUGUAUGAUACGUGUAAAGUUGUGUUCAUCUUUGAUGGUCUAGAUGAAAGCAGAAUGAAGCUGAUGUUUUCAGAUGACAGUGAGAAAGUUUGUGAUUUGACUGAGACUUCAUCAGUGUCUGUGUUGAUGUCAAACCUCAUGAAAGGUGAUCUGCUUCCCUCUGCUCUCAUCUGGAUCACCUCCAGACCAGCAGCAGCCAAUCAGAUCCCCUCCAAAUACAUCCAGCGUGUGACAGAAAUCCAGGGAUUCAAUGACGCACAGAAGGAGGAAUAUUUCAGGAAGAGAAUCAGCGAUGAGCAUCAAGCCAGCAGAAUCAUCUCACACAUUAGAAGAGCGAGAAGCCUGCACAUCAUGUGUCACAUACCAGUCUUCUGUUGGAUCUCAUCCACUGUGCUUGAAAACAUCCUGAAACAAGACAACGAGAGAGCAGAAAUCCCUCAAACUCUGAGUGAAAUGUACAUCCACUUCCUACUGAUUCAGAUGAAGAUGAAGAAUCAGAAGUAUGAUCCAGAGAGAGAUCCAAAGAAACUCCUGCAGUUCAACAGAGCCUGCACUCAGAUCUUUAAGGAGGAAUCUGUCAUUCGUCAGAGGAAAAUCUACUGCUUCAUACAUCUCAGCUUUCAGGAGUUCCUCGCUGCAUUCUAUGCGUUCUACUGUGAUGUAAGAAAAAAACUUGACACAUUGCAGUUUGUUGAUUUGGUUUAUAGCUUUCUCAAAGGUGCAGUAGAUAAAGCUGUUGAGAGUGAAACUGGUCAUCUGGAUCUUUUCCUGCGAUUUCUGCUGGGGAUCUCACUGGAGUCCAAUCAGAGACUCUUACAGGAUCUACUGGCACACACGGUGAACACCUCAGAAACCAUGAAGGAAAUCACAGCACACAUCAAAGAUACAAUCAAAACCAUGAGUACUUCAGAGCAUAUCUCAGCUGAACGAUCCAUCAAUCUGUUUCUGUGUCUGCUUGAAGUGAAUGAUCAGACUCUGUACAGAGAGAUUGAGGAGUUUGUGAGAUCAGACAAACAGUCAGAGAAGAAACUCUCUGUUGCUCACUGUUCAGCAAUAGCCUACAUGCUUCAGGUGUCAGAGGAGGUGAUGGAUGAGUUUGAUCUGAAGAAAUACAACACAACAGAGGAGGGCAGAAGAAGACUCAUACCAGCUGUCAACAACUGCACAAGAGCUCUACUUACUGACUGUAAUCUCACGGUUGAGUCGUGUGAAAUCAUCGCUUCAGCUCUCCAAUCAUCAGACUCUCCUUUGAGAGAGCUAGAUUUGAGUAACAAUGACCUGCGGGAUUCAGGAGUGAAGCUGAUCUCUGAUGCUCUCAAGAGUCACGACUGUCAACUACACAUACUGAGGUUGUCAGGUUGUAUGGUGAGCGAUGGAGGAUGCUGUUAUUUGGCUUCAGCUCUGAGUUCAAACCCAUCACACCUGAGAGAGCUGGAUCUGAGCUACAAUCACCCAGAACACUCAGGAGUUCAGCUGCUCUCUCAGAGACUCAACGAUACAAACUACAAACUGGAGACACUCAAGUUGGAUUACGGCGGAGAGAGCAGACUAAUACCAGGACUUAAAAAAUACUACUGUUACCUCACUAUGGAUUCAAACACGGCACAUCAUCAUCUUGCUUUGUCUGAAGGAAAUCGUUUAGUGACUCAUGUGAAAGAGAAGCAGGUGUAUCCAGAUCAUCCAGACAGGUUUGAUGAAUAUUGUAAUGUUCUGAGUAGAGAGAGUCUGACUGGACGCUGUUACUGGGAGGUUGAAUGGAGCGGCGUGGCUUAUACAUCGAUGGUAUAUAAAUCUAUAAAGAGAAAAGGCGACAAUAAUGAUUGUUUUUUUGGAUACAAUGAAAAGGUUUGGACUCUUGUAUGCACAGAUAGCAGUUACUGUGCAAUACAUGCAAAAAGUAGCACAGAUAUACCUGCUCCGUUCCCAUCUCAUAGGGUAGGAGUGUAUGUGGACUGUCCCGCCGGAACUCUGUCCUUCUACAGUGUCUCUUACACAAACACUCUCACACACUUACACACAUUCAACUCAACAUUCACACAACCUCUACAUGCUGGAUUUGGGCUUCAUCCAGACUCAUCUGUGUGUUUUUGUUAGGUAGAUCUUGGUUUGGGCUCUUGGUGCUCUUCUUUAAUUAAUGUUAUUUCUCUGUCAGCAGUUGCAGUAGUGUUAAAUAAUGAAGGCUGCUGAUAGAGAAUGAUGGAUGUGUUUAUUUAAACUCGUGUGCAAUAAAGACAUGUUGUUAAUAGUUUAUAGAGAUGUUUGUUUGAGCAGAUGCAGCUCUCAUGAUGGAAAAAUGUACGUCAAAAUCUUUUUUCUGGCCAUCAAGACAAACACAUACAAACAUCAGCAGUGGCAACAAACAGUCAUGGAUGAGUUUAUGUACCCAGAAUGCAUUGCAGUAUGAAGCGUUUGAGUUGAUUGUCACCAUUGUUGAGAUUCAUACGCUUAUUCAUAAUGUCUCUGUCAGACACACAGCAGUUUAAAGUUUUUGCAUACAGUUUUUGCAUACCGGAAAGUAUUCACAGCGCUUCACAUUUUCCACAUUUUGUUACAUUACAGCCUUAUUCCAAAAUGUAUGAAAUGCAUUAUUUUCCUUAAAAUUCUACAAACAAUACCCCAUAAUGUCAACGUGAAAGAAGUUUGUUUGAAAUCUUUGCAAACAUAUAAAAAUAAAAACGAAACAAUUGACGUACAUAAGUAUUCCCAGCCUUUGCCUUGAUACUCAAAAUUGAGCUAAGAUGCUUCCUGUUUCCACUGAUCAUCCUUGAGAUGUUUCUACAACUUGAUUGGAAUCCACCUGUGGUAAAUUCAGUUGAUUGGACAUGAUUUUGAAAGGCACACACCUGUCUAUAUAAGGUCCUACAGUUAACAAUGCAUGCCAGGGCACAAACCAAGCCAAGAAGUCCAAGCCAUUGUCUGUAGACCUUCGAGAUCAGAUUAUAUCGAGGAGGCCUUUUUUCAUGCCCUGGAGCCGUGCGAGGCAUGUUUUAUACGCGCACUUUAUUUGACGUCUUUUGGACUGUUGAAAAAAAAAACAAAAAAAAACA
Messenger RNA from Cyprinus carpio (common carp), 5032 nucleotides. RefSeq names its product NLR family CARD domain-containing protein 3-like. Gene Ontology annotation, molecular function: protein binding. NCBI's taxonomy places the organism in Eukaryota, Metazoa, Chordata, Actinopteri, Cypriniformes, Cyprinidae. Bases 417 to 4079 code for a protein of 1220 amino acids. The record is from RefSeq and is a predicted model, not a curated record. The transcript is spliced from 17 exons.